Messenger RNA from Trichobilharzia regenti, 864 nucleotides. The record is from the annotation of a GenBank genome assembly. Lineage: Eukaryota; Metazoa; Platyhelminthes; Trematoda; Strigeidida; Schistosomatidae.
AUGUCCAGGAUAAGUAGACUACAUUAUGUGAGGAGACCUAAAUCCCACGGCGGCAUAAGUGAAUCCGAACGGUUCCGACUGCAAUUAGCGGCUGAAAAACCGGUUUCGAUUACAAGUCGUACAAAGACAACUGAACGUCCUCUGUUUUCAUCCUAUUUGAGCUGUGCGCCAUUUGUCACUCCCACUUCAUCAGUAGGCGAUCUUAGGAUCAUUCAGAUGUCUACUGUCACGGAUGAUGAAAUUAUAAAGCGAAAACUACUAAUAGAAGGAGAAAGCGGUAAUGAUGAUCGUAGAAUUACUCUGCUACUGAAGAAUUACUUACGAUGGGUAGCUUCUGAUGAUGUUGGUGAAGAUGGUUAUGAGGCCUACCAAGCUCUCAUAGCUAGUGUUUGCCAGUGUGAAAAUGCCAUGGAACAGUCGUCUUUGGUAAUAGCCAUGAACUAUGAGCAGCAGAAGCAGUAUGAAGAUCUGUAUAAAGAGAUUGAGAAUGCUAUUGAAAGUGCAAAAAAUCGCAUUCAGCAGUGCAAAGAAGACCUGAGGUCUGCGAAGACUGUUAGGAAAAACAGACGAGAGUAUGACAGCCUUGCCAAAGUUUUGUCUGAACAUCCAGAAAGGCAUAAAACACUUGAAAAAUAUACUAAAUUAAAGGCUACUUUGGAACGACUAGAAAAGUUAAAUGAAGAAUACGACCAAAAGAUUAAACUUAGAAAAACACAAUUCCAUCUAUUCCUUGUUGCCCUUAAAGGAUUACAGAAAAUUGUAGAAGAUGAUGAACCACUGUCUUCAAAUAUAGAUGAUUUAAUGAAUGUUGAAACUUCAAAAUCUGUACAUGAAAAUGAUUCUAAUAAAAUGGAUACUACAUAG